GCUACAGUUUUAGUGGAACAACGUUUUUCUGAUCUGAUCGCUGCAUAAAAUCUUAAAAAUGAGCUCUUCUGACAUGAAGAUCAUUGCUGUGAUCGGCAGUGGGCUGAUCGGCCGCUCCUGGGCCAUGGUGUUUGUCAGUGGAGGCUACAGUGUGAAGAUCUACGACAACCAACCAGGACAGUCUGCCAACGCCAUCACAGAGAUCAGGAAGCAGCUGGAGGAGCUGGAGGAAGCUCACAUGCUGAGAGGAGAUCUGACCUCCAAGCAGCAGCUCUGCCUGCUCAGCAGCUACGAGGACCUGGCUCAGGCUCUGGAGGGAGCCUUCUUUGUCCAGGAGUGCGUAUUUGAACAGCUUGAGGUCAAGCAGAGCGUCUUCCAGGACAUCGAGCGUCUGGCGGGGAAAGAAGUCAUCCUGAGCAGCUCCACCUCCUGUCUGGUGCCAAGCAAGGUCUUCUCUAAAGUACAGAACAGGAGUCGCUGCCUCGUCUCCCAUCCGGUAAACCCACCUUACUAUGUCAAACUGGUGGAGCUGGUACCUCACCCAGAGACGGCAGCAGCCGUUAUGGACACCACCCACUCCCUAAUGACCAAGGUUGGCCAGGCACCCGUCCGUCUGACGAAAGAGAUCGAUGGCUUUGCCCUCAACAGAGUGCAGGCGGCCAUUAUUGCAGAGUCCUGGAGGCUGGUCCAGGAUGGCGUUAUCUCUGUCAAGGACAUCGACCUGGUGAUGUCAGAGGGGCUAGGAAUGCGUUACGCCUUCAUAGGUCCCAUGGAAACGAUGCACCUCAAUGCACCAGCAGGUUUGGAGGACUAUAUGAAACGUUACGGAGAGGGAAUACAGAGGAUCCUGACCUCCUUCGGGCCUGUACCAGACUUCUCCGGCAGCGAGGGAGCCAAGAGCAUCGUGAAUGAGAUGUGCGAGCUGAUCCCCAACGACCAGCAGCAUCUGUCGGCCCGGAUGGAGAGGAGGAACCAGCUCCUCAUGGGUCUGGCCAAGCUGAAGAAGGAGCACUAAGAUCAGCCUGCAAGUGAACGAAACUGCUGAUUAAGAAUGAAAACAACGAUGUGAAAUCUGUUGACUGAUUAAAAAGACUAAUACCUUUUUUUGACAUUCAGCUAUAAUGAAUCAUCUCAGGUGCUACACACAACAUAACGUAAAUGAAUUCUGUGAAGAUGUGAUGAAUUAAAAACAAUUAAAUCAUUAUGUUUAUGUGCUUUUUAUAUUCUCUCAAUAAAACAUGU
Messenger RNA from Anarrhichthys ocellatus (wolf-eel), 1242 nucleotides. It is a transcript of the gene cryl1, whose product is annotated as crystallin, lambda 1. The coding region runs from base 59 to 1015 and encodes 318 amino acids. Gene Ontology annotation, biological process: fatty acid metabolic process. The record is from RefSeq and is a predicted model, not a curated record. Lineage: Eukaryota; Metazoa; Chordata; Actinopteri; Perciformes; Anarhichadidae. Gene Ontology annotation, molecular function: NAD+ binding; L-gulonate 3-dehydrogenase activity. The transcript is spliced from 9 exons.